UUCCACUUGCAGGGUCACACAUCCUUUCAAUGUCAAAUGAUUUGCAAAAAUUGCUCUGCACCCUAUCACGGCUAUCGCACCUGCCCAAAACCAGCCAAUUUAAGUACAAUGAUGCAAUUGUUUAUGGAAUUUUGUAUGCAACAGUUACAAAGUUUUAGUGCUGAAAAACAAAUUCCCAUCAACUUGAGCGAAAGUGUACCUGUGCCACAGAUCGAUACAGCUCACCCAUCAAGUAACAAAUCCAAUAAGCUAAAACGUAAGCAAACAAAGGCUAAUGAAUUCAAUACAAAAAUGAAAGCGUCAAAAAAACGUAAAGUAUCCGUUUCAAAGAAGAAGAGCUCUAAAAACAAUAGUGAUGAUAGUAGUGACGACGAUACAGACGACAAUUCUGAUUCAGAGUCAACAACAGAAUCCCAAGAAGAAGACUCUUCAGACUCAGCGGCAGGAAGUUUAGUUUCUUCCAAGAAGAAACUCAAAAUGAAAAGUAAAAAUGCUUUAAAGACACCAUUUAAAAAAAACGAAACUUUUCAACGAAUCCACUUAAUCUGCCGCUGGUUUUAAAUGGUUUACCUAAUUUAAAUGUUACUGCUCCCAACGUAAAUAAUCCUAAUACUUCAGCAAAUGCUUUAAAUACUUUACUCUUAACGCAAAUGUUUCAAAAUGCCAUUGGCUCUUUGAAACAGUAAAGAUAAUAUUAUUAUAAGGAAAUGUUUUCUUUUUUUUUUAAUAUAUAUUUAUGUUUCUUAAGAAAAACAAAAUUAACAAUUAUUGGAAUUUAGGCAGGAAAGGCAGGCUCUUUUAUUAUGUGUAAACAUUUAAAAAAAAAUAUCUGCUCAUAAUUAAAUGUUUAUUUUAAUUUUUUUUUUAAGCCUAUGUUGAAAUUUCACAUUUAUAGAAUAGUUAAAAAAACAAGUGAAUUGUUCUAAAUUCGUCUGUGAUGAAUAUUAAUUAUCAUUCAUCUUUUCAUUGUUUUUAUGGUAAAAUAAAUUGUAACAUAUUUUUUGUGAAAUUUAGCAAAAUCUUUUAUUUUAAAAACAUAAUUCGAUAACAAAGAUGUCAGGAUCAAAUUAAACGCGAAUAUUUCACUAUUCAUAUAUUGUUCACAUCCCGGAAUAGAAACAUAUGGUACAUGCUGUUGUUUUCAGCCGUUAACUUCUUGAAUGAACGAACCUGUAUCUUGUUUUUUAUAUACUAUUCUAUAGUCGAGACUUUAGACUAUUCUAUAGUCCAGACUAUAGACUAUUCUAUAGUCCAGACUAUAGACUAU
Lucilia sericata (common green bottle fly) is the source of this 1267-nucleotide messenger RNA. RefSeq names its product protein mushroom body miniature (gene mbm). The transcript has a single exon. The annotation marks the transcript as partial. NCBI's taxonomy places the organism in Eukaryota, Metazoa, Arthropoda, Insecta, Diptera, Calliphoridae. The record is from RefSeq and is a predicted model, not a curated record.